CGGCACGCGUAGGGAGAGGCAUUAUGAAUGACAGAUUGAGGAGUGAAUCGAUCUUCUGUUCCUGCGUGCCAGAUUCCACACAAACCCUAGACACUCUCACCGUGGGAGCUGCUCACCCAUCAACUUCGCGCUCCCACGAUCUACUCACGACCCCAUUGAACACCCUGUAGCCGGCCGCACUCACGCUCGUCACAUUCCCGCAAUCACAGAUCUUCUCCGAGCCCUUCACCUUCUUCACCUUAGGGAUUGCGCGUUCGUGCGCCGCAUUUCUUCACCAUGUCGGGCGGUUCGAAUAUGUUCCUGUACUCGCUGUCGAUUCUGCAGCCCUCCGCCGUGACGCAGGCAAUCCUAGGCUCUUUCAGUGGCAAGAAACAACAAGAGAUAGUUGUGGCUCAGGGCUCGCGACUAUCGCUCUUCCGACCAGACGCCACCCAAGGGAAGGUCCACGAGGUGCUGACGCACGAUGUCUUCGGAAUCAUCAGGUGCAUGGCGGCCUUCAGGUUGGCAGGAAGCUCCAAAGACUACAUCAUUGUCGGUACGGAUUCGGGACGUAUCACGAUCCUCGAGUACCAGCCACAAGUCAACAGAUUCCAUCGCCUCCAUCUGGAGACCUUCGGAAAGUCGGGCGUGCGGCGCGUCAUCCCCGGACAGUACCUCGCGUGCGAUCCGAAAGGCAGAGCGUGUCUCAUUGCGUCGGUGGAAAAGAACAAGCUUGUAUAUGUGCUGAACCGAAAUGCUCAGGCAGAGCUUACAAUCUCGAGCCCUCUGGAAGCUCACAAACCUCACUGUUUAGUGUUCGCGCUGACGGCAUUGGACGUCGGUUACGAGAAUCCGGUCUUCGCGGCACUGGAGGUAGAGUACGGCGAGUCGGAUCAGGAUUCUACAGGACAGGCGUACGAUGAGAUCGAGAAAAUGCUGGUGUACUACGAACUGGAUUUGGGAUUGAAUCACGUUAUCCGGAAAUGGUCGGACCCCGUGGACAGGAGUGCAAACAUGCUGUUCCAAGUUCCCGGGGGGGCUGAUGGCCCAUCCGGAGUCUUGGUGUGCGCGGAGGAUUGCAUCUACUACAGGCACGUGGGACGUCUGGCUUCGCGAGUGCCAAUUCCGAGGAGGAGAGGUGCUACCGAAGAUCCGAACCGGAAACGAACCAUUGUGUCGGGUGUCAUGCACAAAAUGAGAGGCGCCUUUUUCUUUCUGCUGCAGACGGAGGAUGGCGAUCUGUUCAAGGUUACACUAGACUACGACGACGACAUCGGAGUUUCGCGAAUCAGAAUCAAAUACUUCGAUACCGUACCAGUGGCCACGAGUUUGCUUAUUCUCAAGAGCGGUUUCCUGUUUGUGGCCUCGGAAACGGGCAACCAUAACUUUUACCAGUUCGAGAAGUUGGGCGAUGAUGACGAGGAGGCGGAAUUCAACAGUGAAGAUUUUUCGCCUGACCCCUCGGACUCAUACCAGCCGUGCUAUUUCCAAAUCCGCGCUCCAGAGAAUCUGUCCCUGGUGGAAUCCAUGCACAGCAUGAACCCCCUGCUUGACUGCAAGGUUGCGAAUUUGACGGACGAAGAUGCCCCCCAAAUCUACACGGUAUGUGGUGGCGGCGCUCGCUCGACUUUCCGGAUUUUGAAGCACGGAUUGGAGACAACGGAAAUUGUGGCUUCGGAGCUUCCAGGUGUGCCGAGUGCCGUCUGGACCACAAAGUUGACGAGCAGUGAUGAAUUCGAUGCUUAUAUCAUUCUUUCUUUUAAUAAUGGAACUCUCGUGUUGAGCAUCGGGGAAACAGUCGAGGAAGUGACAGACACCGGCUUUCUGUCGUCGGCACCUACUCUCGCGGUCCAGCAGCUUGGCGACGACGGACUUCUCCAAGUCCACCCCAAAGGUAUCCGGCAUAUCCGUGCCGACCGAAGAGUUAACGAGUGGCCUGCUCCGCAACACAGAUCCAUUGUGGCGGCGACGACCAACUCCCGUCAGGUCGCCGUGGCCCUUUCCAGUGGUGAAAUCGUAUACUUUGAGAUGGACUCGGAUGGCCAGCUUGCCGAGUACGAGGAGAAGAAAGAGAUGGCUGGCACAGUAACGUGCCUGUCGCUUGGCGAGGUGCCUGAGGGGAGGUUGCGGUCGUCAUACUUGGCUGUUGGAUGUGACGACUCGACCGUUCGUAUCUUGUCCUUGGAUCCGGAUUCUACGUUGGAGUCGAAAUCGGUACAGGCUCUGACAUCUGCUCCUUCGGCGCUGUGUAUCAUGUCAAUGCCGGACUCUGCCUCCGAAGUGUCUAAGACAUCUACGUUGUACCUCCACAUCGGAUUGUACAGCGGUGUUUACCUGCGGACCGUGCUUGACACUAUCACAGGCGAACUUACCGACACCCGGACCCGAUUCCUUGGACCAAAGCCGGUGAAAAUCUCACCAGUAGUGGUUCAAGGACAGCCCGCAGUAUUGGCCCUGAGUUCACGCCCGUGGUUAGGUUACAAUGACAGCCGAGGACAGUACAUGCUGACGCCGCUCACCUAUCCGGCGUUGGAAUGGGGUUGGACCUUCAGCAGCGAGCAGUGUCCGGAAGGAAUGGUCGGAAUUCAGGGCCAGAACUUGCGGAUUUUUGCAGUCGAAAGACUCACCGAAAACCUUCAGCAAGAGACUAUUCCUCUCUCUCACACUCCUCGGAAAAUGAUCAAGCACCCCGAUCAGCCUUACUUCUACACGGUUGAAGCGGAUCCCAACACCCUCUCCCUCGCCACAAAGCAGAGUUUGAUUGAGAAGGCGAAUGGUGCCCCGAACGGCGAUAGAGCUGCAUACGACCUUCCCGCCGAAGACUUUGGUUACUCGCGAGGAGAAGGGCACUGGGCAUCGUGCAUCUCCGUUAUUGAUCCGUUGAACAAGGAGGUCACACAAAAGAUUGAGAUGACUGAGAACGAGGCAGCGUACAGUAUUGCCAUCGUCCCGUUUGCUUCCCAGGACGACCAAACCUUCCUUGUGGUUGGCACUGGAAAGAAUUCCGAGGUUGUCCCACGGAAGUCUCAGUGCGGAUUCAUCCACAUCUACCGAUUCCUUGACGACGGAAAGGGUCUGGAGUUCGUUCACAAGACUAAGACCGACGAGCCAGCGCUUGCGCUAUUAGGAUUCCAGGGACGUCUCCUUGCUGGUACCGGAAAGAGUCUCAAAAUCUACGACCUGGGAAUGCGACAACUCCUCCGAAAGACACAGGCUGACAUCGCCGCCAACCUGAUUGUCGGCCUUCAAACCCAGGGUUCGAGAAUCAUCAUCUCAGAUAUCCAGGAGUCGGUUACGUAUGCGGUAUACAAGUACCAAGACAACAAAAUCAUCCCUUUCGCCGAUGACAUGAUCUCUCGCUGGACGACCACGACGCACAUGCUCGACUACGAAUCUGUCGCCGGCGGUGACAAGUUUGGCAACUUCUGGAUCCUGCGAUGCCCGAAGAAGGCCUCGGAAGAAUCCGACGAAGACCCUGCCGGUGGUCACCUUCUGCACGAACGUUCCUACCUGCAGGGUACUCCGAACCGACUCGAGCUCAUGGCCCAUUUCUUUACACAGGACAUUCCGACGAGUGUGCAGAAGGCGCAGCUUGUGGCGGGAGGCCGCGAGGCAAUCGUGUGGACUGGUCUCCAGGGUACAAUCGGACUCAUGGUGCCGUUCGUCAGCAAGGAGGAUGUCGACUUUUUCCAGACGCUUGAGCAGCACAUGAGGACCGACGAUGCGCCCCUUACCGGUAGGGACCAUCUCAUCUACCGGGGAUACUAUGUUCCGGUUAAGGGAGUCGUGGAUGGAGAUCUUUGCGAGCGCUUCUCGCUACUGCCGAGAGACCGGAAGGCGGUGAUCGCAGGAGAACUGGAUAGGACAGUAAGGGAUGUGGAGCGUAAGAUUGCGGACAUGCGGAGUAGGGUUGCGUACUAGUAGACGCGGUUCGGUCGGAGGGAGGAAGCGUGAUGUACUGUAAUGACGGGGAGACGAGUUUUGGGCAUGUGGUUAGUUUGGUUGAUGCGUGUGAUGGAGAGCGACGGGCAAGACACGUGUGAUAUCCUCUUCGGUGGCUGCCGGACAUAAAUAGGUGAUACAUGAAUGAUGAACAUCACAUCUCUGC
Tricharina praecox is the source of this 4087-nucleotide messenger RNA. RefSeq names its product CPSF A subunit region-domain-containing protein. The transcript is spliced from 4 exons. Gene Ontology annotation, molecular function: protein binding; U2 snRNA binding. Lineage: Eukaryota; Fungi; Ascomycota; Pezizomycetes; Pezizales; Pyronemataceae. The record is from RefSeq and is a predicted model, not a curated record. Gene Ontology annotation, cellular component: nucleus; U2 snRNP. The coding region runs from base 277 to 3900 and encodes 1207 amino acids. Gene Ontology annotation, biological process: mRNA splicing, via spliceosome.